Owenia fusiformis is the source of this 993-nucleotide messenger RNA. Lineage: Eukaryota; Metazoa; Annelida; Polychaeta; Sabellida; Oweniidae. The record is from the annotation of a GenBank genome assembly.
GCAUUAUCUAAAAUGAGAAUGUAAUGGCAAUGAAACUCAUAAGCGACGACAUAUUGGAUUCGUUGGAGUAAUUGAUCGACUUCCGGUACAUUAAGUCACAUGUUCUUUGGAUGGUCUCGCAGACACAAUCCGAUGCAGAAGACGUUCGUCAUUUGUGUGUAUCUAUUACUUGUACCCCUGUGCAUUAUGGGUGGUAAGAAUACACGCGAAGUUGGCAUCAAUGGAAAAGACACGUCUAUAAAAGUUACAAUAGAAGGGGAGGGGAAAAAGAUUUAUGGCAGUGGUACUUUCGACCCUACACAGCCACCCAUUUGUGCAGACGUCGAGAUGAUAUUGGAUCUGUCGUGUUCGCUAUCACCUGCGAUUAAGGAUCUCGCACGUAAUGUUUCAAGAGACAUAGGAUAUCAAAUAUUAAGCUAUAAUCAAUCAACCAUGAAAGCAAGAGUUGGUAUUCUAACAUAUGGACAGGAGGUGAAUCGUGUAAAAAAAUUAGAUUCAAAAUUAGACGUACUGAAAACCAUGGAAAAAUUCAAAAAUAUCGAUGUUAGGAAGAAACAGGGUGAACUCUGCAGGACACACACACAUCUAGCAUUGCAAAACGCACAGAAAUCUUUCACAAAAUUCCAUAGAACUGGAGUUAAACAAAUAAUCUUACUUUUUACCGAUGGGCUGACCUUCCUACGACGAAAUAGGGUACCGAUGUACGUCACGAAAGGGGAACUAAAAAAGAGCGGAGUGAUUUUGAAUGUGAUUAGUUUGCCACAUAAGAAAGGAAAGUUUGACGGGGAUGAGUAUAAAUUGUUACCUCAUUCUACCGAUCAUUUGUUUAACGAACAAGAAUCGAUGCCCCGUGUCCUCUCCUCGAACCAUAAUGUCUACUUGAGCCUUUUGAGACAAUAGUGAACUACCUGCUACGUCUACACAUUUUGUAAACAUAUGGUAUAUUUUUAUAAAAAAAAGAUGUAAAUACAACGAAAAUACACUUAUACACAU